AAAAAAUGAAGACAUGUCAUCGUCAAGCGCCAAUACAUCGACAAAUUCUACAAGUAAAACAGCCAGUGCUGAACUUUCUAGGCCAACAUCAGCACUUUCAAAUACUUCAUCAAGUUCAGGACAAAAAGAAGAUAAAUCGGCAAUUCGAAAAUCAGUUCUCAAUAUGGCUAAAAAUGAAACAGUAACAAACUGUGCACCGGUAGAUUCCACAAAUAAAUCAGCCAAUAUUGAACAUUCUAGGCCAACAUCUGCACUUUCAAAUACUUCAUCAAGUUCAGGCCAAAAAGAAGAUAAGUCGGCACUUCGAAAAUCGACUAUAAAUAUGGCAAAAGAUGUAGCAAUAAAAGCUCGUGCUUUAGAAGAGGAGAAAUCGAAACAAAAUGCUCGAAGAUUAGGAAUUGUUAAUGCGUUAAGUGCAAAAUUCAAUUUAGCGGAAGCUCAACCGAAUGCAUAUACGUAUAAACGUUCACGAUUGUUAGCAAAGAAAGAUGAAGAAAGACCAAAACGUACUUAUGGACCAAUUAUUAAACCGGUUAUAAAUGAUAAUUUUGAUAAACAAAUUGAAGAAAUUCGUAUGAAAAUGAGAACAGGUAAUAAAAUAUUGAGUUCACAAUUUACUGAAUUAAAACAAGGUAUUGCAACAGUAGCUGAUGAUGCAAGACGAGCAAUUCUUGAACAAAAACAUCAACAAUUAUUAAUUGAAGCCGAUGCAACAUUUGGAAAGAUAGGUGAUAAUUUUAAAAAAUGGAAAGAGAAUCGUACGGCUGAACAACAAAAAGAGUUGAUAAGACGAGAACAAGAAAUGCAUCAUGCAAAAGCAACAAAUGUUGAAAUAGCAAAAACUACAACUAUGGCGCAACCGUUAGUUGAACCAAAAAAGACAGUACGACAAUUGAAAUCAUCACAAGAAACGAAAAUGACAAAUGUUAUGCCAAGUUUUGUCACUGAAUGUGAAACAAUAAAUUCAGGAAAAAAUUCCUCAUCUAAAAUAAAAAUGGAAAUACAAGCAAAGAAAAAUAUUGAAGCAAUUAAAGAAAAUAACCACAAGAAUGCAACAACUGCCACAGAAGUAUCAAUGAAACUUCAAUCUCCAACAAUGGAUAAUUAUUUGACAAAAUUACCGAAUGUUGAAAAUUCUUCAACAACAAGCGUCGAAAAUUCUAAGAAACAAGGAAUAAAACCGGAUCCGGUUAUACCGAAAACUAGAAAGAUAUUAGGAAGUACUGAAAAUCGUGAAAUACGAAAAUAUGGUACCAGGAAUAAAACACAAGAAUUGAUGAAUUUUGCUAAAGAUGCAGAAAUGAAUGAUGAAAUUGAGGAGUCUAAAAUACAUCGUCAAAAUUGCAUUCAUCGACGUAAUCGUUACAUUCGAAAACCAUUCGAUAUCGAUAUUUUGCUUGGUUAUGAUAAGGAAAAUAGCUUUGAACAGUUUGAAGCUCGUUUUGCUGCAUCAGGAUGUGAUAAAAGAUCAAUAAUUGAUACUGAUAAAAAUGAUAAGAAAUCCAAGAGACGACGAAAGGAAAGUAAAAAAAUAUGGAUUAGCGAAUUACGAGAUAUUGAUAAAAUUUAUCGAACAUCCGAACUACGCGAUAUAAUCAAUUCAGUACGAAUUUGAAUUUGUAACGAAAUUGGGAAAAAAAAAUCAGAAAAAC
Messenger RNA from Loa loa (African eye worm), 1652 nucleotides. RefSeq lists its product as hypothetical. Lineage: Eukaryota; Metazoa; Nematoda; Chromadorea; Rhabditida; Onchocercidae. The transcript is spliced from 14 exons. Bases 14 to 1615 code for a protein of 533 amino acids. The record is from RefSeq and is a predicted model, not a curated record.